AGUAGUCUUCCUAAUCAAAGUUAAAGAAAAACACAAAGGAAAAUCCCGUGUUAUACGGACUAGUAUGAAUAAAAUAAUAUUUUAUGCAAUGAUUUUGGAGGAGCUUCCUUUAUAUCAAAAGCACCGUUAUCAAGAAAGGGAUGAAAAGCAUCGUUCUGUCAGAGUCAUGAAUAAUGAACACCCACCGCUCAACAUUCACUUCAUUCCUUUCCUAGCACCCGGCCAUCUCAUUCCUCUCUGCAACAUAGCCACACUAUUCGCCGCACGUGGCCACCGCGUCACUGUCAUCACCACUCCCUCCUACGCCCAAAUCCUUCGCAAAUCCAGCCCCUCCCUCCUCCUCCAUGUCGUCGACUUCCCCGCCCAAGAAGUCGGCUUCCCUGACGGCGCAGAACUCAUCUCCGCCGCCAAUGACCUUGAAAGCGCCCGAAAGUUCUUUCACGCCAGCAUGCUCCUCCGCGUCCCCAUCAGCCGUUUCCUAGAGCAGCACCCACCUGAUUGCGUCGUCGCCGACUUCUUCCACCCCUGGGUUCACGACGUGGCGAACAAUCUCCGCAUCACUAGACUCGCCUUCAACGGCUUCUCCCUCUUCACCGUGGCCGCCAUGGAGUCCGUGAGAUCGAACCCCGCACUACUUUCCGACGCCGGCCCCUUUGUCAUCCCCGAUUUUCCCCACCGCAUCACCUUGUGCUCGAGACCACCCAAGAGAGUCACCGCCUUCUUGGAGAGUCUUCUGGAAACAGAGAUGAAGAGCGACGGUCUCAUCGUGAACAACUUCGUGGAGCUAGACGGUGAAGAGUACAUCCAGCACUACGAGAAAGGCAAGGACCACAAAGCCUGGCAUCUUGGGCCAGCAUGUCUGGUCGCGAAAGGCGGCGAAGAGAGGGGCGAAAAGAGCGUGGUGAGCGAUGAAGAGUGUGUGAGUUGGCUGAACUCGAAGCAGGCGAAAUCUGUUGUGUAUGUAUGUUUCGGUAGCAUGUGUCGGUUUCCGGAUAAACAGCUUUUCGAGAUGGCGUGCGGGCUGGAAGAAGCUGCGCAUAAUUUCUUAUGGGUGGUUCCGGAGAAGAAGGGAAAGGAGGAUGAGAGCGAGGAGGAGAAGGCAAAGUGGCUACCGAAGGGGUUCGAAGAGAGGAACGCAGAGAAAGGGCUUAUCAUCAGAGGGUGGGCCCCGCAGCUUGUUAUCCUGGCCCACAAUGCUGUCGGGGCCUUUCUCACGCACUGCGGUUGGAACUCUACUUUAGAAGCAGUUACAGUUGGAGUUCCCAUGUUGACAUGGCCGAUGUCAGGGGAUCAGUUCUACAACGAGAGGCUGGUUACUGUGGUGCGUGGGGUGGCGGUGGAGGUGGGCGCCACCGAGUGGAGAGAAACCAGCUACGGGGAGAGGGAGAAGCUGGUGACCAGAGAUUGCAUCGAGAAGGCUGUGAGGAGGUUGAUGGACGGUGGUGAUGAAGCUGACGAAAUCAGACGCCGUGCACAGGAGUUUUCGGAUAAGGCUAAACAAGCUCUUGAGGAUGGAGGCUCCUCUCACAAUAAUUUAACUGCGCUGAUCGCUCAUCUCACACACCUCAGAGACACACGCUAAUCCUUAUGCCUUUAUGCUUACAUGUUGUAUUUUGAAUAAAUUUAGUAAUGUUAUCGUUUUCUUUCUUUAAUCAUGGAGAUGGAAGCUCUUUUAUUGCA
Vigna radiata var. radiata (mung bean) is the source of this 1680-nucleotide messenger RNA. Its product is annotated as UDP-glucose flavonoid 3-O-glucosyltransferase 7. The transcript has a single exon. Lineage: Eukaryota; Viridiplantae; Streptophyta; Magnoliopsida; Fabales; Fabaceae. Bases 65 to 1582 code for a protein of 505 amino acids. Gene Ontology annotation, molecular function: UDP-glycosyltransferase activity. The record is from RefSeq and is a predicted model, not a curated record.